UUAAAAAAAAAAGAAAAAAAUUAUACACUGUUACUCGUAAAAUGCAAAUGGAAAUUCUUGAAAUUGCAGUUAAUCGAUAAACAAGGAGCGCUCACUAAUUGCAACGAUAGUGUGACAAUUGCAAAAGAAUUUGUUUAAAAAUUUAUGAAUUUAUGUGUAUAAGGUAAAGCAAAUAACAAAGCAAAGUAGUGAAAGUUAAUUAUCAUAGAACAACUAAAACCUACGAGGAGUGAAGUAAUGCUGUUUAACGGCUCAUUGCAUACAUAUGCGUGUAUCUUAUUGCCUGAAAUUUUGACUGAGUGAAACUAAUUGCGGCAGUUUUUCAUUUACGGGUACUGCCCGCUAAAGUAAUAUGAAUCGUUACAUUACCCUUUCACAAUUGGGUGAUGGCACAUACGGCACCGUGGUGUUGGCUCAACGCAAGGACACUGGCGAAAAAGUGGCUAUUAAGCGUAUGAAGCGCAAAUAUUACUCCUGGGAGGAGGCGAUGAAUUUGCGCGAAGUCAAGUCCCUCAAGAAGCUUUCCCAUCCGAACAUUGUUAAACUGAAGGAAGUCAUACGCGAAAAUGAUACUUUAUAUUUUGUUUUCGAAUACAUGAAAGAGAACUUGUAUCAAAUGAUAAAGGAUCGAGACACACAUUUGCCCGAACCGACUCUGAAAAGCAUACUGUUUCAGGUACUCACCGGCUUGGCGUUCAUGCACCGUCAUGGAUUUUUUCAUCGCGAUCUGAAACCGGAGAAUUUGCUUUGCUCAGGACCGGAACUUAUAAAAAUUGCAGAUUUUGGCUUGGCGCGCGAGAUACGAUCGCGACCGCCGUUUACGGACUAUGUUUCCACGAGAUGGUAUCGCGCGCCAGAGGUGCUGCUGCAUGCCACAAAUUAUGGCAGUUCCAUAGAUCUUUGGGCAAUGGGCUGCAUCAUGGCGGAACUGUAUACAUUUCGACCACUAUUUCCAGGCAGUAGUGAGGUGGAUCAACUAUUUAAAGUUUGUUCUGUUUUAGGAACUCCGGAGAAGAGCGACUGGCCAGAGGGAUAUAGGCUCGCUGCCACUAUACACUUUCGUUAUCCGGAAUGCAUCAAAGUACCACUCAACACCAUUGUGACACGUUGCAGUCAAGCCGGAUUAGAUUUGUUGGAGGACAUGUUGCACUAUGAUCCGGACAAGCGACCCACAGCGCAGCAAAGUCUUAAAUAUGCCUACUUUCAUGCAUUGAAACGCAUCUCACCCACUGCGGCUGUCAAUGCUAAUGUGAAAAUUACGGCCAAAUAUGCCGCAGCGGCUGCUGCCCAUGCCAAUGUCAAUGCUGUUAGAAACGCAGGACAGCUGCAAAAUUUAUCGAAUAACGUGCUUCCGGUGCAAGAGAAACUCCAAGCAGUGACUGAACUGCUGCAGCAGGGUAAUAGACAAAGCAACAAUAACAAUACCGUAAAUGCCAACAAUGCAUUAAAUGCGACAAUUAAUAUCCAUCGGGGAGCCAACAAUGUUUAUGCCAAACGAACAACGAUUCCAGUUUCACACAAUGCAAAUCAAAUACAAAUGCCAAAGAUAAGUUUUUUGGCAAUAAAUGGUGGAGAUACGAACCACUCCACGGUGCCGCUCCAGAUGUCUACAGUCACCACAAACUCAAACUCGCUCAAAAACAAUGCGAUGCUCACCAAUAACUCGAACAACAUCGCAAAUCUGCAACUGCGUGACCCAAUGGAAGAUAAUACCUCUUUGAAAAGUGGCUCCGUGCGCUAUAAUGCGAUUCUCGCGCCAGCUAGUCACGUAUACCUUAACGGUGUGGAUUCUGCGCUCCAUAAACGUUCGCAAGAAAAUCUGGCAUUCACAGAGUCCAUAAAUGAUAUAUAUUUGAACCGAAACACUGGUCAGCUGCAACCGCCGCAGCCUCCAAAUGUUUCCUUCAACACUAGCAAUACCACAGCAGGAAAUAUCAAAGCUGGAGUUAUCUACUUAGCGAACGGCCACCGGAACUACGCACUUUUCGAGACAGCUUCAAAGAAUGCUAAAAACUCUGCGAAAAUUAAUGGCUAUUACCUGCAGGCGCGUCCCAGUUUACUAAAUAUCGAUACGGUGGGCAAGGAUGGGAAAGUGUAUAAUAUGUUCUCCAAGGUAGUGCCCAAACAAGCACCUUCGGCUAACCUGAUAAUGCGUAACGGAUUUGAACCCCCUGUGGAGAGAGGCGAUCCUAAUGAACAAAUACCCGUCAGACAGCAAUAUCAAGGUGUUGCAGAUGACAAGAAGCCUUUACCGCCUGCGCGGAAUGCUGAGUUGAACAAUGGCGAUGAACUCGAUCUUAUAUUGGGUUCUAAAAUCAAAACGUCAGCUAAACGUCAACGCCAACGCAAUUCAAAAGCAAAUAUUUUACUUGAAGAUCUCUUCGGUCACCUCUCGCUCGAUUCGGAUAGCGACACAGCGAAGCUCCCAAAUACAGUUCCCUUCACAACAUACCAACAACAAUCCUUCGUGCAACAUAACUCUAGUUUGCCAAAUGGUUAUUCGAACGAGAACUCGCUGACAGAGAAGAGUAAGGUGAAAAUCCCCAGUAGUAUUGAAGUGAACAACGGUAGUUAUGCUGACUCGCUUUCAACAAAUGCUUCUAGUAUAUCUAAGGAUUCACUUGACCCGCCCACAGAUGAUGAGUGCCAAUUUUGGCCCAUUAGAGUUGAUCCCCAGUCUGUUGAUAUGAAUAAAUCUAAAUUCCAACCGUGGGACGGCACCAAUAAAACUGAAGAUGAAAAGCUAACAGCAUGGAUGGUCGCUGAGAAUGGUUCUUUGCUUGAGAAGAAAAUUCUAAAUGGACUCAAUGACAAAAACUAUCCCGAAUGGAAUACAACGUACCUUAAUUAUUAGAACAACAACAACAACAAAUCAAGAUAUAAAGAUAUAAGAUAACGGAAUGUAUUAAAUUGAUGGAAAGAUGUGUGAAGUAAAUUUUCAUACAAAAGUUUG
Molecule: messenger RNA, 2953 nt
Organism: Anastrepha obliqua
Lineage: Eukaryota; Metazoa; Arthropoda; Insecta; Diptera; Tephritidae
Exons: 10
Coding region: 353-2854 (833 amino acids)
Biological process (GO): intracellular signal transduction; intraciliary transport; cilium assembly
Cellular component (GO): cilium; cytoplasm; nucleus
Molecular function (GO): protein serine/threonine kinase activity; ATP binding
Source: RefSeq, a predicted model, not a curated record